AAGAAAGGGAGAAUAGUUUGUAGUCCCAUUCCAUUGCCAUUAUUUCUCUUAAACAUCUCUCUCUCUCUCUCUCUCUCUCUCUCUCAAAGACUGAAUGGGUUCCUGGGUUCAUAACAGUUUUUGUGUUGCUAGAAUAUUAGGCCUGUUGCUUAUCGUUGGUUUUGUUCCUAAUAAUGGUGGUGCAAGUGAAGAGGCAUCAUGUGAUUUGUUCACAGGGAGAUGGGUUUUGGACGAAAACUACCCAAUCUACAAUCCGUCGUCCUGCCCCUUCAUCGAGCGAGAGUUCAGCUGCCAAAAGAAUGGCCGCCCAGACCAUUUUUACACCCAAUACAGAUGGCAACCACAUGACUGUGACUUAGCAAGGUACAUCAUUAUUACCACCAUUUUCUUCUUCUACUUAUUAUUUUUAUUAUUACUGCAGGAUUACGGACUGAAAGUGAUGCUGGACCGCAAUGUGUAUCUAGUAGAUGUUGUAAGAGAAAAGAUUGGUAGGGUUUUGAAGCUUGAUUCAAUUGUGGGAGGCAAGUUAUGGAAGGAGAUUGACAUGCUCAUCUUCAACACAUGGCAUUGGUGGAAUCGCAGAGGACCCUCUCAGCCAUGGGAUUAUGUUGAAGUAGGAGGCCGGGUCAGCAAAGACAUUGACCGGAUGGUUGCUUUUGAGAAGGCACUCAUGACUUGGGGUGGAUGGGUGGAUUCAAACAUUGAUCCUGCAAAAACUAAAGUUUUCUUCCAAGGAAUUUCUCCCUCUCAUUACAAUGGGAGCCAAUGGGAUGAGCCAAAGGCAAGAAGUUGUGUAGGGCAGAAGGAGCCUUUGCUUGGAUCGACAUAUCCAGGAGGUUUGCCACCAGCUCUGAGUGUGCUGAAGAACGCCCUAAGCAAAAUCACAAAGCCUGUGACAUUGCUAGAUGUAACAAACCUGUCGCUCCUGCGCAAAGAUGGGCACCCUUCAAUCUAUGGGUUGGGAGGCACCACAGCAAUGGAUUGUAGUCAUUGGUGCCUUUGUGGAGUCCCAGAUACUUGGAACGAGAUUCUUUACAAUUUUAUUCUUUGAAACGUUUUUCAUUUAAUUCAUACCACCAAAUUAUAGAAUUUGGCGACUUCUUAGAAAAAAUAAUAAUUGAUUUAUAAUGAUAUUCAGAGUUUUCUGUACUA
Messenger RNA from Prunus avium (sweet cherry), 1152 nucleotides. The record is from RefSeq and is a predicted model, not a curated record. Lineage: Eukaryota; Viridiplantae; Streptophyta; Magnoliopsida; Rosales; Rosaceae.